CCUUCUUCCUUGCUCAUCUUUGUCUUAUCUUGAAUUUCAAGAGAACCCCCUCUCUCUAUCUCUCUCCGGCCUCUCUUAUAGUUGAAAGAUCGUUUGCUCUUUGCCUCUCUCUCUCUAUUGGUUUGGUUAACAAGUUUCCCUUGUUGGGGAGGGAGGGGGCUGGAUAGUGGCACGAGAAGGCAUGUUCAGGUGGAUCAGGAGAGGAAGAAGAUGAUCAGAGACGAUGAGAGCAGCAGCUGCCUGCAGCAGGAGGACGCUUGCACCAGGAGUUGCCCUUCGUGCGGCCACCCCGUCCGAGAUGACCAACGCCUCGAUCGUGGCGACAAGGUUAUAGUGCUUCACAAUUUGCCGGGAUUGCCAGCGGGGGUGAAGUUCGAUCCGACGGACCAAGAGCUCCUGGAGCAUCUGGAAGGGAAGGUGAAAGGCGACGCCUCCAAGCUCCACCCUCUGCUCCAUGAAUUCAUCCCUCUGAUCCAAGGGGACGAAGGCAUAUGCUACACCCACCCGGAGAAGCUUCCUGGCGUUAACAUGGAUGGUCUUUCUCGCCACUUCUUCCACUACCCCUCCAAAGCAUACACCACAGGAACAAGGAAGAGAAGAAAGGUUCAGUCAGAUGAACAAGGUGGAGAAACAAGAUGGCACAAGACGGGGAAGACGAGGCCCAUCUUGGUUAAUGGGAAGACCAAAGGCUACAAGAAGAUCUUGGUGCUCUACACCAACUAUGGCAGAUUGAAGAAGCCCCAGAAGACCAACUGGGUCAUGCACCAGUACCACCUGGGGUCGCAGGAGGAGGAGAAAGAAGGGGAGUUGGUGGUGUCCAAAGUCUUCUAUCAGACGCAGCCGAGACAGUGUGGUGUUUCUGCACGUCAUAUCGGCGUCUCCGCCAAGUCGAAGCUUCUUGGUGUGAACUCCAACGCGGCUGCUGGGAUUGCGGAUUGCUACAGCAGAGGUGUAGUAUCAGCACAGCCAUUGAUGAAGGAACUGGCACAGGGUCAUCACCAUUUGAGCCUGCACCAGCCCAGCUACGACUCCCCAACUACAACGGAUCAGACUUUUAACCAAAUGCCCUCCCCACAACUAACACAGAAAUUGCCUUUACAGGUCGACACAGCAUCAUUCUUGGCCUAACCCAUGACUCAUUCUCUCUUUUCUGAUCUCUCUCCAAUGAUUCUUUCAUUGUUUCUACACGUUUGAUAGGACCCUUUUUCUUUUCUUUUUUUGACAGAAUAAGAUUGAUUGCUAUUAACGGCAGCUAUAUUGAUUUGUAUCUCAGAAUAUACUUUGUAUUCGAAAAGUUGAUCUGUAGAUAGAACACUUGUUGUACUCUAAGUA
Molecule: messenger RNA, 1332 nt
Organism: Nymphaea colorata (pocket water lily)
Lineage: Eukaryota; Viridiplantae; Streptophyta; Magnoliopsida; Nymphaeales; Nymphaeaceae
Product: NAC domain-containing protein 73-like
Exons: 3
Coding region: 211-1128 (305 amino acids)
Biological process (GO): regulation of DNA-templated transcription
Cellular component (GO): nucleus
Molecular function (GO): transcription cis-regulatory region binding; DNA-binding transcription factor activity
Source: RefSeq, a predicted model, not a curated record